Molecule: messenger RNA, 1191 nt
Organism: Pseudocercospora fijiensis CIRAD86
Lineage: Eukaryota; Fungi; Ascomycota; Dothideomycetes; Mycosphaerellales; Mycosphaerellaceae
Exons: 7
Coding region: 1-546 (181 amino acids)
Source: RefSeq, a predicted model, not a curated record
AUGCUGGCUAAAUUUUUCCAAUUCGCAUUUGACGCAGCAUCAUCGCAUUCGAAACGACAAGCCAACUCGACUCGGCACUGCAUAGAACGAGACCGCCCAAGCCCUCGGCUACCCAUCAUGAUCGAUCGCUUGGCAGAAAGCCAUUAUAUUCGUAACCGUGCUCCGCUUCUCCAACGCAUCAGAAGCCGCAGUGGGCCUCGCGCCAGAUGCGAAUUGGAUCUGUUAACACCUGAUUCCGAUAUUGAAGUCAUUGAGGUGCCAGACGACAUGCACAAAGUCCUCUUGAUGUCUACAAGUUCCUGGAGCUUUUCGGGAAAGUCAUCACUUCGUGACAAGAGCUGGAUCCAUGCGAGUUAUCAUGUCAUGCUCUGGUUUGAGGUUCAGAUGGCGUCUCUGAAAGAUGCACUUCCACUGAUGAUUCGAUUCCCACGUGCCACGCUUCGAAUAUCGAGAUGUGGAUGCGAUCCCCACUCUCUCAUUGAUAGCAAAGCUGCAAGUCGGGUUCAGACUUUCGUGUCAUAUCACGACCAUCUCAUCUUCUCGUGAGUAAUUUCCUUCGUUGAGAUUCCUGUUCUCUUGCUCACAGAUGCACGCCAUCUUCAUCAUCCUCCAUCUGUGCUUCCAGCUGCCGUCUCAAUUCUUCGUCAUUCAGUCUCCCACUCGCCGCUGGCGUCGGAGCAGAUCUGCCACUAGCUUCGCCAUUCGUCUCAGCGUGCCCAUUGACCUUGACUUCAUCCUUCUCAGCAUGACCCGUCCAGAGCAGACCUCUACUUUCUAACUCCACCUGGCAUAACGCUACACGCUCCUCCAUUCUCUUGACCACGACAUCGUUUUCCGCAAUUGCUUCCUUGCACACAUCGUCUCCUUCGUCUGCGAAUUCCUUCAUUUGUGCGUUUGAGUGGAGGAGAUGGGAGAUGCUGUUUUGGAGCUCUGAUGCUUUAGCGUAAAGUGUGUCGAUAGGAAGGUCCUUGAUGGCGAGAGCGAACAUCUCGGGACUGAUCGGUGUCGAGUUUGAUGACAUGGUGUCGAAGGGCAACAGAUUCUCUGUUUGUGAUGGAUUUGGAGCGGUGUUCUGAGCAGCAGUGUUGUUGGCGGCGGCUGGGUAGAGUUCGAGCCACGGAGGGAGCGGUGAAGGCAUCAGCUAUGGUUUGUAGUAUGAAGGGUCACAUGUGCCUUGAGGAGAAAUGGACG